This is a messenger RNA of Rotaria sp. Silwood2, 627 nucleotides long. NCBI's taxonomy places the organism in Eukaryota, Metazoa, Rotifera, Eurotatoria, Philodinida, Philodinidae. The record is from the annotation of a GenBank genome assembly.
AUGCCGAUGAGUGUCUUUGUUCGAGAGAAAAAUGAAAAGACAGUUCGAAAUUUAAGUAAAGACAAUGUUCGAUUUUUAUGGUUUCAAUUACUGAUUGAUAUUUUAAUUAGAAUACCAUAUAAUGAUCAAGCAAAAGAUGAAAUGUUACAUGAAUGUCGAAAACAUUAUGGAAUACCUUGUAAAGAUGAGGAAGAAGUCGAAGAAAAUAUGACAGUGAAUAAUUAUGCUAAGACAGCAGAAGAGGAUAUGAUCAACUUUGAGAAAAAUUACAAAUCUAAUGAAGCUCUAAAAUUUUAUACAAAUGAUUCAUUUUUAUAUCGUUUAUUUAAUCUAGCUUUACGAACGGAGAAUAUUGAUUUAUUGUUUAUAUUUCGAUUUUUCUUAGCUGAUAUGUAUAAGCAUUUACAAAAAUUAUACUUAGAACAGUUUCCUGAUCAACUUCCGCAUACUGUAUUUCGUGGACUGUUGAUGACGAAUCAAGAAUUCAACAGUCUAAAGGAUAAUAUUGGUCAUUUAAUGUCAAUUAAUACAUUCUUUUCCACCACAGAAAAUCGUCAUGCUGCAGAAAUAUUCUCUAGCUUUGGUGCAGAUCCGAAUAUGCUAUCAGUUCUAUUUGAAAUGAAGUGA